UUGAAAACUGCUCUUGUUCAGAAAUGCUUCUGUAAGCAGCCACGUUUGCGGGGCGGGUGCUGAUUGGACCAUUACGCUUUGAAAACUUGCAACUGUGUCGUGUUCCCCUCGUGGCCUUGCCCAUGGCCCCCGGAGUUAGAAGCUGGACUUUGCCUCCAUUUGCUGUGUCCUCAUAAAGGAGGCCGCCGGAGGAAGGACACCAGUUUUUGAGAAGGCGAGACAACAUGACGACGUGGAGGAUCCUGUGCUGUCUGCUCCUGGUGCUCCACACCGUGAAUGGACUACGAUGGUGUACCAUCUCAAACCAGGAGCAGAUGAAGUGCGAGGCCAUGUCCAAGGCCUUCUCGUCGGCCUCCAUCCGACCCACCAUCUCGUGCGUCAACUCCCCCAGCGUUGAGGCCUGUGCUCAGAGACUGCAGAAUAAAGAAGUAGAUGCCUUGUCCAUGUACUCCAAGGACAUCUACGCCCUAGGGAAGUCAGCCAGCUUCAAGAUGGCUGCAGGGGAAUCCGAUAAUCAAGGUGAACCGGGUACCACCUAUUAUGCCGUCGCCGUGGUGAAGAAGUCCAACAGUGCCAUCAACAUCUUCAACCUGGCGGGCAAGAAGAGCUGCCACACGGGACUGGGCCGAACAGUGGGCUGGAACAUGCCUUUGGGUUACCUCAUAGACCAAGGGCUCAUGUCCGUGAUGGGAUGUGACAUAACAAGAGGCGUGGCUGAUUUCUUCAACGCCAGCUGUGUCCCCGGGGCGCCGAAGGACUCUGCGCUGUGCCGGCUGUGUAAGGGGAACGGCGGGCCCGAGGGGCAGUAUAAGUGUGACUGGGGCUCCAACGAGAUGUACUUCUCCUACGACGGGGCCUUCAGAUGUCUUGCUGAAGGUGCAGGAGAUGUGGCCUUUAUAAAGCAGACAACCGUCUCCGAAAACACAGACGGCAAGGGUCCCGCCUGGGCACAGGGUUUUCUGUCCUCUGACUAUGAGCUGCUGUGCCGCGAUGGGACCAGAGCUCCCGUCACUGACUGGAAACGCUGCAACCUGGUGCGCGUCCCCUCCCGCGGCGUGGUGGUCCACAGCGACGUCUCCUCCUCCGAGGUCUACGAGAUGCUGAACGCAGGCUUGAGGAACUCCGGCUUUAAGGUCUUCUCCUCGGACUCGUACGGGGGCGGAGCCGUCCUGUUCUCCAGCUCGUCCACCACCUUCCUGAAGGCAGAGUACGAGAACCCCAAGGACUGGAUGGGCAAGGCCUACUACCAAGCCCUCCAGGGGAUGGACUGCAAGCCGGAAGAGCUCCCGGGCUUCCUGCGGUGGUGUGUGUUGUCUAACGAGGAGCAGCGUAAGUGUGUGGACAUGGCCCAGGCCUUCAGGACUAAAGGCCUGACCCCCAGCGUCCAGUGCGUCUACGGAGCCUCCGUCCCAGACUGCCUGGCGAAGAUAAAGAAUGAUGAGGCUGAUGCCAUCACACUGGACGGAGGCUACAUCUACACAGCAGGCAAAGACUACGGCCUUGUGCCCGCGACGGGGGAGAGCUAUACCGAGGAGCGCGAUGGCUCCAUCUACUACGCGGUUGCCGUGGUGAAAAAGGACCGAGUGGACAUCCGUAACCUUGACGACCUGAGAGGCCUUCGUUCCUGUCACACCGGCUACGGACGCACCGCCGGAUGGAACAUUCCGGUCGCGGUGCUGACGGACAGAGGGCUGAUCAAACCAGAGCAGUGCCAGGUUCCACAAGCGGUGGGGGGUUUCUUUAAGCAGAGCUGUGUACCGGGUGCCAAUCAGCCAGGCUUCCCUUCUAACCUGUGCAGCCUGUGUGUGGGAGACCAAGCAGGGCAGGACAUAUGUGAAAAGGGGAAGGACCUGUAUGACGGAUACAACGGAGCCUUCAGGUGUAUGGCCGCAGGACUUGGAGAUGUGGCUUUCGUUAAGCACUCAACUGUUUUCCAAAAUACAGACGGUAACUCGAAGGAGCCCUGGGCCUUGAGCCUUCAGUCCAAGGACUUCCAGCUGCUGUGCUCUCAGAACAGCAAAGCUGAGGUUACGCAGUACCUUGACUGUAACCUGGCCAGAGUCCCCUCCCACGCCGUCAUGGUACGGCCCGGCACCAACACCCACGCUGUCUACGGACUCCUGGACUAUGCACAGAAAUAUUUUCGCAGUGACGAGGGCCUCGCAUUCAAAAUGUUCGACUCCUCAGCCUAUCAGGGCUCAGAUCUCAUCUUUAAAGAUUCUACACUCCGCCUAGUGGGCGUGGCUGAUAAAAAGACCUACAGCGAUUGGCUAGGACAUGCCUACAUGGAUUCACUUGUGGACAUGCAGUGUAACUCAUCCACUGCAGUGACAUCAACGAUUUGGAUUCUGCUGACUACAAUCCUCGGCUUCAUGGUAACCAAAUUGUGGAUUUAGAGAAGCAAGGCGACUGAUUAUGUGACACGCUUAAAUUGAAUCCCCACAAUGUAGCUCCACCUUCCUAUCCGUUUCCUUCCCAACUCUACUUUUCUUGACUCAUAACUAACAAAUGUAUAAAGUUCCUGACUUGAUCGGAACCAAUGCCCUGCCUUGGAGCCUCCGACCAUUCCAAACUAAAUUCACUGUUCCCAGGACCCUGACAAUGUCUGUCUGGAUCUGAAUUAUCCUAUGAACGCAUCCAAUGCUUUUGUCUAGAUUCUGAACAGUAGGAAAAAGCAAUGAGAAGAAAAGGCCUUCUGGCUUCAAAUGGUCUUUUACAUUACAUUUAAUUUGCUGAUGCGCUUUUCUAAAGUGUCAGUAAGUCAGUAAGUCUUACUGUUAUUCUCAUCAUGUAAGCACUUCAUAUCAGUCGUUGUUCUAGAGAAGGGAUGGUAUUUGAAAUUGUCCGGUUUGGAAGAUGAAAAAAAUAAAAAGAUGACCAUCUGUGUUUACUGAGGGUGGUCUGUCAUAUCAGUGCAUAUGCUGCCACCUGUUACAUUACACUCCUGGGCAGUGCCUCUCUAGAAUGUUGGCACCUUGACCCUUCUAGUGUAGACCUGGAUUAGCAUAGCUGUCUUGGUGUAUCUCCUCAGUUGUAAUUCCAACCCUGUUCCUUAAACUGCAUCCUAUUUAAUUGCAUUGAUUUUUUUUUGUAUAAUGAGAUUUAUUUUUCUAUGGUCGGAUACCAUAUCAGUGUAUAUGUUCUGACUCAUGUCGUCAGAAACCAAUACUAUCUUUUUCUCUUUCUAGAGAUUAUUUUUCUGUAUGAAAUGAUUAAACUGUAACUAAUAUUUAGUAGCCAGGCCAGUGUGUCUGCAGAAGUUUAGCUACAUAUAACCUGCCUCAAUGUUUGUGUUUUAUUAUAGCAAAAAUAAAUCUUCUGUGCAUCAAU
Gadus morhua (Atlantic cod) is the source of this 3330-nucleotide messenger RNA. It is a transcript of the gene meltf, whose product is annotated as melanotransferrin. The coding region runs from base 225 to 2396 and encodes 723 amino acids. Gene Ontology annotation, cellular component: recycling endosome; early endosome; extracellular region. Lineage: Eukaryota; Metazoa; Chordata; Actinopteri; Gadiformes; Gadidae. The record is from RefSeq and is a predicted model, not a curated record. The transcript has 16 exons. Gene Ontology annotation, biological process: iron ion transport.